Messenger RNA from Glossina fuscipes, 2774 nucleotides. RefSeq names its product spondin-1 (gene fat-spondin). Gene Ontology annotation, molecular function: serine-type endopeptidase inhibitor activity. Gene Ontology annotation, cellular component: extracellular matrix. The record is from RefSeq and is a predicted model, not a curated record. Bases 293 to 2653 code for a protein of 786 amino acids. Lineage: Eukaryota; Metazoa; Arthropoda; Insecta; Diptera; Glossinidae. The transcript is spliced from 6 exons. Gene Ontology annotation, biological process: cell adhesion.
UUAUAUACAUAUAAAUAUAUAUAUAUGUAUAUAUAUAGAUCGAUCGGUAGCAAUCACUUUAAAGGCUAAUGCCUUUAAUUGCUUAUGUUUGUUUUUUAAUAAAUGUGAUAAUUGAACUGAUAGUGCGUGACCUAUAUUAUCGCUUCGGAUAGUUGAACAGUAAACUGGGUUUCGAAUAUUUAUGUUUUGAAACAUACGGAACAUUUAAUAAAAAUUUUGCGCAUACAUCUUAAGCUUAUGUAUACAAUUUAACCGACAUUUUAAUUGAUUUGAUUUCAUUGAAAUAAUCAAAAUGAUGACACUGCCACAACAUUUACUGCCUUCGUCUAUUAGUAGUCAUAACUGUGUUGCGUUUUUGUUGCUCAUUAUUAGUAGCGCAAUUAUUUCAGUUGAGAGUUGCACCCGAGCACCGACUUACUUACAACAUGGUCGCCGUUCGCGUGGUGAUAAUGGAUAUAAGUUAAUUGUAGCGGACAGUCCCAACGGCUAUGUGCCUGGCAAGACUUAUAAUGUACUGCUUUUGGGUUCACGCACCCAUAUGAAAGUGCAGCAUUUCACGCAUUUCACAAUAACCGCCGAAGCUCACGUAGGCGCCCGACGUCCCGUACCGGCCACGCCGAAACGUGUCGGCCGUUUUCAAUUAUUUAGCGACGGUUUAGCAAAGUUCAGCGAUCGUUGUGUAAAUACCGUCUCCGAAGCCGACGAUUUACCGAAAACAGAAGUACAAGUUAUGUGGGUUGCCCCUGCCGCGGGCUCGGGUUGCGUAUCUCUCUCGGCCAUGGUUUACGAAGGGCCGCGUUCUUGGUUCUCAGACGACGGUCAACUAAGUCAAGUAAUUUGUGAAAAGCGACCUGAUUCUAACACUGCCCAGAAAAUGUGUUGCGCUUGCGAUGAAGCGAAAUAUAGCUUCGUUUUCGAAGGCAUUUGGUCCGAUGAAACCCAUCCAAAAGAUUUUCCCUUCGCAGCAUGGUUGACGCAUUUCUCCGAUAUCGUUGGAGCUUCACAUGAAACCAAUUUUUCAUUUUGGGGAGAAAAUCAUAUAGCCACUGAUGGUUUUCGUUCAUUGGCUGAAUUUGGUUCACCAAGUGCUCUAGAGGCUGAGCUAAGAGGUAAAGGGCCACGCUUAAGAACUUUAAUAAAAGCUGCUGGUCUAUGGUACCCUCAAGUAAAUACUAACACUUCGUCAACAUUUCGUGUCGAUCGUAAACAUCAUAAGGUUUCUAUGGUAUCUAUGUUUGGUCCCUCGCCCGAUUGGGUGGUUGGUAUAAACGGCAUAGAUCUAUGCAUGGAUGAUUGCUCGUGGAAAGACGCUUUGGACUUCGAUUUGUAUCCGUGGGAUGCCGGCACCGAUUCAGGCAUUUCUUACAUGUCGCCGAACUUGGAAACCCAGCCGAGAGAACGCAUGUAUCGCAUUACUACAAUGUAUCCGGAAGAUCCUCGUGCGCCUUUCUAUAAUCCAACAUCUCGUGACAUGACGCCUUUGGCCAAAUUGUACAUUAGAAGAGAAAAAAUUUUGCCGAGAAACUGUGAUGAUGAUUUUCUGCAAGCUUUGAAAGUUGAUGUAUCUGAUAACAUAGAGGAACAGGAUACAAAGGUUGAGUGCCGUGUAACGGAAUAUUCUGAAUUCUCACCUUGCUCGGUAACUUGUGGCAAGGGUAUUCGCAUGCGCACCAGACAUUAUUUGCAGCCAGAAAAGGCCGAAGCUGCCAUGUGCACACGACAGUUGGUCAUGAAAGAAAUGUGUGCUGCCGCUAUACCAGAAUGCGGUGCACAGGAAGACGAAGAGGAAGGAGAAAAUUUGGCGAAAUCUAUUUCUCCGGUCAAUGAAAAUGGUGAAGGAAAUGGGUUAUGUCAGACAACGCAUUGGAGUGCAUGGUCUGAAUGUUCAGCUUCUUGUGGCAUCGGCAUUACAAUGAGAACUCGUGCUUUCAUCAAUCACUUGGGACGGAAACGCUGUCCGCAUAUCAGCAUCGUUGAAAAACAGAAAUGCAUGCAACCGGACUGCGUCUUUGAACAAAUAGAAUUGCCUGAUCCCAUGUGUCCUACUACGCAAUGGAGCGAUUGGAGUCCAUGCACAGCCACUUGCGGCCGAGGCGUUACGAUACGCACCCGUUUGUUACUGUUAGAAGACGAAACAAUUAAGGAGAAUUGUACGAAGCGUCUGGAUUUGAACCAACAAAAAGAGUGUUCGGUAUCGCAAGACUGUACCAUUAGCCUCGACAUGGCCAAAAAUUUAUGUUCGGAACGUUUUGACGCCGGCCCUUGCCGUGGAAGUUAUAUGCGCUACGCUUAUAACAAGGAAAGUGGACGUUGCGAAACUUUUACUUAUGGUGGCUGCCGUGGGAAUCGAAAUAAUUUCUUAACUGAAAUUGAUUGCCUAAAUACUUGCAGCAUUCUGGCAACAUCUAGUGUUCAAAUUGUAACAUCAAGACCUAAUUUUCCUGAAACCGCUUAUGCUUCCCAUAAUCCAGAUGAUAGUGUACCAGAAGGUUGCAUUAUGUCAGAAUGGUCAAAUUGGUCAGAAUGCAGUGUUCGCUGCGGUCUCGGUUAUUCUGAACGUUAUCGCUACGUUAUCAGUGAACCUAAAAACGGAGGUCAGCCUUGUCCAAAGCGCACUGUUAAGAGGCGUCGUUGCACAAUGACCGAUUGUUAACUUUUAUUUUUUCUUAACACGCGUAGAUGUUUAAUCUUGUUUCAGAUAGAUAUUUUUUAUUCUAUUCGAUGAUAAAAAAAAUUGGAAAAGUGCUUCCAUAUAUGUUGAAAAAAAUGAAGUU